UCCUCCUCCUCCUCCAGCCUACAUAAAAAGCUCAUCGUCGCCUUCAUCGCAGAGAAGGAAGGAAGCACGCCCGCACGCCGCCGCAGCUCCGCCACACAUGACCGGCACUGCGAGGGAGAAGCACAUCCGAGCGAAUCGGCGAUCGCAUUCCCGAUCGUCGAAGCCGGACAUGGACCACUCCGGCCGCCCCCACCCCCCGCCGCCGUUGCCGCCGCCGCCGACGACGAUGACGAUCGUCCCCGAUCCCGCCCCCGAAUCGGGCCCCGGCGCCUCCGAUCCGCCGCGAUCCCCCGCCCCGAGCCCGGCCCCGCCGCCCCCGGAGCGAAGCCCCAUCCCCGGCCCCGAUUGCUGCGGCCCCGUCCCCGACGACAGCAGCGCCUGGGGCUACUGCACCGAGGAGCAGCUGGAGGAGCUGCUGCGGAAGCACGUGCAGUUCUACUACAACGAGGCCCUCGCCAAGCUCUGCGCGCUCGGCUACGGCGAGGACGUGGCCCUCGGCGCGGUGCUCCGGAACGGGCAUUGCUACGGCGGCAUGGACAUGCUGACCAACAUCCUGCACAACACGCUGGCUUAUCUGAACAGCGGCGGCUCCGAGAACGGGGGCGCUGCUGGUGGUGGCGGGGACGGUGCUGGCUCGGGCGAAUCCGAGCUGGGUUUCUCGGAUUUGAAGCAGCUGGAGGAGUACUCGCUCGCGGGGAUGGUGUGCUUGCUGCAGCAGGUGAGGUCGAAUUUGAGCAGGGGAGAUGCUAUGUGGUGUCUCCUCAUGAGCGACCUCCACGUGGGUCGCGCCAGUACCAUCGAAAUCCCGGUGGUUCAAUCGCCGAGUGAGGGAUUGGGUCCGGUUGGUGAUAAGAGCAAUGCUGAGAGCGGCGCUAAUGACACCGCUGCUUGCGUUCCGGCUCCCGUGUUGGGUAGGUUUCUUGGUGGUUUAGGAUUUAGUAAUGGCGGAAACGAUUACGUGGAGGCUGUGAAUGGCUUGGGAGAUAUAGGAGGAAUGACAAUGCAAAAGGAUAUCGAGUGUCCGAAAAGGUUUAACCUUUCGCCAUCGAUGAAAUCUUUGCUGAAGAGGAACGUUGCAAUGUUUGCAGCAGGUUUCAGGGCAAAUGCGAAGAAUUUGAGGGAACAAACUCCUUUCUCGCAAAAUGGAUCGCCUAGUGGAGUUGCCUCGGUUGCGUCACGGGAGAAAGCUGCGGUAGAGAAGAAUGCGGAGUCGAGGAACACGAAGAACCAAGAUGAUCUCCAUGCCAUGAUGCACAAAUUCCUUGACAUGGAUAUUGGCGCAAACGUUGAUGAGAAUCCAGAGGUUGCCGAAGAAGAGCGGAAGGACGAGAUAAUUUUGUCUAUGCUUCGUGAUAUCAAGGAUCUCGAGAAGCAAGUGAAGGAGAGGAAGGAGUGGGCACAGCAGAAGGCAAUGCAAGCAGCUAGAAAGCUUAGUAGUGACAUGACAGAGCUCAAAUUGCUGAGGAUGGAAAUGGAUGAGACUCAAAGAUUGAAGAAAGGGAAACAGACUCUAGAAGAAACUACUAUGAAGAGACUAUCAGAUAUGGAGAAUGCUUUAAGGAACGCAAGUGGUCAAGUGGACCGAGCUAAUGCGGCUGUGAGGCGGCUCGAGACUGAAAAUGCUGAAAUCAGAGCUGAAAUGGAGGCUUCCAAGUUGAGUGCAUCGGAGUCAGUGUCAUCCUGUCUUGAGGUGGCUAAGAGAGAAAAGAGGUCCUUGAAGAAGCUUUUGGCUUGGGAGAAGCAGAAGACGAAGAUGCAGGAGGACAUCACCGAGGAGAAACGGAAAAUCUCGGACCUGCAACAGCAGUUGGUUCAAAUUAAUCAGGCUUCAGAAGAAGCAGAGGUUAAGUGGAAGCAGGCAAAGAAAGAGAAAGAGCUUGCCCAGGCACAAGUGGAGGAGGAGCAGCGAUUGAAAGAAGCAGCUGAGGCAAGCAGCAAAAGGAGGCUUGAAUCUUUGCGCUUGAAGAUAGAGAUAGACUUCCAACGUCAAAAGGAUGAUAUUAAAAGACUUGAACAGGAGCUUUCGCGCCUGAAAAUGUCUGCAUCCGCCCAAUCCGCAGAUGCACAUCAUGGAUCGCAUGCUUCCCCUGCGGCGAAGUCUGAGGGGGGGAAACCAGAAGGAGAAGCAAUCGCCAGGCUGCUUCAUCAAUUGGAACUGGAAGACUCGCCUGAGGUCAAUAGAGAUAGACAAUGCAUACUGUGCAUGAAGGACGAGGUCUCAGUUGUUUUCUUGCCAUGUGCCCACCAAGUUAUCUGUGCCAAUUGCAGUGAUAGUUACUGGGGGAAGGGCAAAACCACUUGCCCUUGCUGCCGUGUCCCGAUUGAGCAGAAAAUCCAUGUCUUUGGGGCAAGUUCAUAGUUCAAAAAGAGAAGUCAGCUUGAAUUGCUCUAUUUAUUAUUGGACAGCCGGUUUCUUCUUACUAUUUUUAUUGAAUUCUGGUUUAGGUGAUGCUGCAAGUGCAUCCCAUUAGAAGGAUGUAGAUAAAUAAAAAGGACAUUUGUCUGAGCUUCCGACUCGGACUCGAUAACAAAUGCUUGCGACUUUGAAAGGCAUGGCAUUCUGGCUGCUAUGAGAGAUGCCAGCUAGGCAGUACAUCCUAUCUGCAUGAUAUCAUACGCAAUGUUCGUCUGCUA
Messenger RNA from Syzygium oleosum, 2634 nucleotides. RefSeq names its product MND1-interacting protein 1. Bases 98 to 2359 code for a protein of 753 amino acids. The transcript has 2 exons. Lineage: Eukaryota; Viridiplantae; Streptophyta; Magnoliopsida; Myrtales; Myrtaceae. The record is from RefSeq and is a predicted model, not a curated record.